AUGCAAGUCUUAGUCCGAAACAAUUCCUCCGCUCGUUUAUUGAGAUCUCUUCAACGAUUGAUCUUUAACCGUGGCUUGGCCACCGUCACUGAUCAUACUGUUUCUGAGUUUGCGCCUCCAACCGUUCCAUAUGCCCAAGUAUAUUCAAAGCCAUUACCCGCUACAUUAAAACUUAAAACUGGGCAGAUAUUUCAAGGAACUUCUUUUGGUGCUCCUACCUCAGUGUCUGGUGAAGCGGUCUUUACUACCUCCGUGGUCGGUUAUCCCGAGUCAAUGACAGACCCCUCUUAUCGGGGUCAGAUUCUCACCUUCACACAACCUCUAAUUGGGAACUAUGGCGUUCCUGGGCUUUUUAAAGAUAAAUUUGGUUUAAUGGAAUAUUUCGAAUCGGAUCGUAUCCAAGUCGAAGGCAUCAUUGUCAAUGAUUAUGCGACAAAAUAUUCUCAUUGGACUGCUGUCGAAUCUCUUGGUGAAUGGUGUGCUCGCCAUGGUGUGCCUGCAAUUUCUGGAGUUGAUACGCGGGCAAUAGUGCAUAUAUUGCGAGACCAAGGUUCUACUCUUGCCAGAUUAGAUGUCGGUGAGGAAGCCCAUAACCUCGACACCACCAAUGUAAAAUAUGAAGACCCAAACACGAGGAACCUUGUGGCUGAAGUCUCCACCAAAGUUCCCGUUUCUUAUAAUCCAUUUGGAGACAUUAAGAUAGCAGUCAUUGACUGCGGUGUCAAACAAAAUAUAUUGCGCUCGCUUGUGGGGCGUGGCGCAAGCGUGACAGUUCUUCCAUGGGACUUUGAUUUCACCAAAGUAGCUGAUCAAUUUGAUGGCCUUUUCAUUUCCAAUGGACCAGGCAAUCCAAAGAAUGCCAUCCGUUCCGUAAAUAUUUUACGAAAAACGCUCGAAAUUUAUCAAAAACCGAUCUUCGGAAUUUGUAUGGGCAACUUAUUACUUGGAAUGGCAGCCGGGAUGGAUGUGUACAAACUCCGUUUCGGCAAUCGAGGUCAUAACGUUCCGGCAAUUAAUAUGACCAACGGCAUGUGCGCCAUUACAUCACAAAAUCAUGGUUUCGCCUUGAAAGAUGAUAUUAUGCCCAUUGGUUGGAAGAAAUAUUUCGUUAACGCAAAUGACGGAUCGAACGAAGGGAUUCAACAUAUUCACAGACCCGUUCGAUCUGUUCAAUUUCAUCCCGAAGCAAAAGGAGGACCUCAAGAUACAGAGUAUCUUUUUGAGGAGUUCCUCGCCCAAGUGCGCGACGCGAAACUAAAACAAACAGGAACAAAGAUCUACUUGCCAGAAACUCUGCCAAAACAAGAAGCCACUAUCUUCGCCUAA
Messenger RNA from Ambispora gerdemannii, 1326 nucleotides. The record is from the annotation of a GenBank genome assembly. Lineage: Eukaryota; Fungi; Glomeromycota; Glomeromycetes; Archaeosporales; Ambisporaceae.